GGGCUCGAGCGUUUCGAAAAAGCGAAAAGCUGAAGGGGCGAGCUCCGGCGCAACGUGUCGUGUCCCCUGCCUUUUUUGGUUCCUCGUCGCGGGCGUCCACCUGGAACGCAACGGCUCCUCCUCGUCCCUGACCCGACCGCCCGCUCGUUCGGACGUUUCCUUCUAUCCUCUUCUCUUCCCCCAUUACUCGCUCUCGGUGCUGAUAAUCUCCUCCUCCUCCUCCGGGUUAUCUCCCCGAGAAGCGGUUUGUCUAUUUCCCCUUCGUUAGCUUCCAAGAAUAAAUCCUGGGUUUUUCCAGUUCCGGACUUGGUUUCCUCGGUCUUGCCCCUUCACAUUCCCCGGGCGGAGUCCCCCACCUCGAUCCUGCCCCAGCCGGUUGCCGUGCCGUCGUUGUCCCGAAGAGGGAUCGUACUUGCUUAAACCCCAUGUGCAUUUCGGAAGCAUUGUUGCGGAAAGUUCUCGGCUUUGGCUCGGAAGACCCGUUUCAAGAAACAGGGCACGAGCUCGCUGGGAUCACUGAUAUGGCACGAGCGUCUCGUUAUUGAUCUGCUGAAGUGGAUCCAGUGUCGGCGAGCGAGCCAGCUGGAGAAAUUGAGAAAUGGUCGGGCAUGGAGAGGAAGAGCCGGUUUAUGAGAUUGCGGUGGCCGUGCCCAAGAGGACAGCAAAAGAAGGAGAUGAGAGCGAGGACUGUGUGGAGGUUCUCGUGGAGGAAUUUAGGAAAGUGGGGCUGAUAACCGAGAGAGUUGUCGGCAUUGCGGAUGAGUUCAUCAAGCUGGCAGCUCCUUUGGAUAUUUUUGGAAGGACAGCCGCUGAGCUACAUAUGAAGAAACCAACACAUAUUGGGAUGGACUUGCAAUUUGAGUGGGAGGAUGUCCAUGCUUUUGUGCGACAACCAGAUGGUUCACUGUUCAGCUGGUGUGAGCGAUUUCAUUUCUACCGCCACUUGAUAUAUGGGAUAGUGAAUAAGAGCCGGUCCGAUAUAAUUCUAAAGUGGGAUGCAAAAGAAAUCCACUGGGAGCCUGGUGAACCUUUACUACAAAGAUUGGAAUCAGAGAGCAUCGUCAAACAAGUGUUUCCGAUACAUGUUGAAGCGAAGAGGAAAGAGCUUCUGAGAAGUUGGGCGUUGAAUUGGUUGAACUUCACAAGACAGCCAAUUGAUGAUAUCUACUUGUACUUUGGCACAAAGAUUGCAGUCUAUUUCGCUUUUCUCGGAAUGUAUACUCGGUGGAUGAUGUUUCCUGCAGGACUUGGGCUCAUAUCACAGUUGAUUGAUUUUGGGCCAUUCCAAUUCCUAGUCCUCCCAAUUUUCUUUGUAUGCAUCACGUUAUGGGCUGUAGUGUUUUUCCAGUUCUGGAAGCGUAAAAACUCCGCCCUUCUAACCAGGUGGCAGAUCAGUUAUUCAGUUGGAGCUGACCCUGGUUAUGACCUGGGCUAUAAGCUCUCUGGUAAAGAAUGGAGCUCAAUACAGUCGCCUGUGGAAAUAGCUCAUAAAGAAGAGCAAGAUAGAAGGAAGGAUAAGGAAAAGUUUCAAAGAGAAGAAUGGUUUGGAGCUUUUCUGAGGAUCAGGAACGAUGCUAUUGUUAUCUUGAGCAUCAUAUGCCUCCAGUUGCCAUUUGAAUUGGCCUAUGCACAUCUUUAUGAGGUCGUUGAAUCUGAUGUUAUAAAGUUUGGGCUGACAGCCAUCUAUCUCGUCCUCAUUCAGCAUUUCACAAGGAUUGGGGGUAAAGUAUCGGUUCAGCUGAUUAAUCAUGAGAGGAAUGUUAGCAGAGAAUACCGAGCUGAUAGCUUGGUCUAUAAGGUUUUCGGCCUCUAUUUUAUGCAAUCAUAUAUUGGACUUUUCUACCACGCCCUCCUGCACCGGAACUUCAUGACUCUCCGUCAAGUCUUGAUUCAGCGCCUCAUCAUCUCAGAGGUGCUGGAAAACCUAUGGGAAAACUCUUUCCCCUAUUUAAAGUACAGUUAUAAGAAACACAAAGUUAGAAAGAAGAAAAGGUGUGAAAAAGGAUCAACAAGGGGCAGGAUUCAAUUUGCAUCAAGGGUAGAAAAGGAGUAUCUGAAACCGUCUUACUCUGCAAGCAUUGGGGAUGAGCUCGAGGAUGGGCUGUUCGAUGACUUCUUGGAGUUGGCAUUACAAUUUGGAAUGAUCAUGAUGUUCGCUUGCGCUUUCCCUCUUGCAUUUGCCUUCGCUGCCUUGAACAACAUCACCGAGAUUAGGACAGAUGCACUGAAGUUGUUAGUUAUGAUGAAGAGACCCGUUCCUCGUGCCGCCGUGACCAUUGGAGCUUGGUUGAAUAUAUUUCAGUUUCUAAUAGUGAUGUCCAUAUGCACAAAUUCCGCUCUCCUGGUAUGCUUAUACGAUCAGGAAGGAAAAUGGAAAAUUGAGCCUGGACUAGCAGCAAUCCUAGUCAUGGAGCACGUGCUUCUGCUCAUUAAGUUUGGAGUUUCUCGCUUUGUUCCUGAGGAACCCGCAUGGGUGAGGGCGCACCGUGUGAAGAAUGCUACGCAGGCACAGGACGUGUGCUCCAAACAGUUGUUGAGAACUAUAUCGGCUGGAGAGAAGCUGUUCCUCGAAGCUACCAAGGAAGACUGAGGGAUGCUGUUUCAUCCGUCUGAGAUUUUGUUGGUGCUUUCACUCAAACUCACCCACUUACCAAAUUGUGUAUACAACAAGUUUUCUCUCAUUUUUAGCCCGGCAUACCCUUAUGUAAGGUACUUUUUUGCUUUGGAUUUUGUGAACUGAAGCAAAGCGAGGAAUCUCUCCCUCGAAAGCCAGGGGAUUUUUCUCAAUGAAAUGAGCGUUUGAAAAAGAAAUGCGUUCCGAAUUUGUAAAUGAACUUUUAUAGCUAA
This is a messenger RNA of Eucalyptus grandis, 2847 nucleotides long. RefSeq names its product anoctamin-like protein At1g73020. Gene Ontology annotation, biological process: chloride transmembrane transport. The record is from RefSeq and is a predicted model, not a curated record. The transcript is spliced from 17 exons. The coding region runs from base 599 to 2590 and encodes 663 amino acids. NCBI's taxonomy places the organism in Eukaryota, Viridiplantae, Streptophyta, Magnoliopsida, Myrtales, Myrtaceae. Gene Ontology annotation, molecular function: chloride channel activity.